This is a messenger RNA of Ruditapes philippinarum (Manila clam), 2470 nucleotides long. Its product is annotated as multiple inositol polyphosphate phosphatase 1-like. The record is from RefSeq and is a predicted model, not a curated record. NCBI's taxonomy places the organism in Eukaryota, Metazoa, Mollusca, Bivalvia, Venerida, Veneridae. Bases 158 to 1609 code for a protein of 483 amino acids. Gene Ontology annotation, molecular function: acid phosphatase activity; inositol phosphate phosphatase activity. The transcript is spliced from 4 exons.
UCGCUUGCAUAAACACGUUGAUUUAAAAACAACAACCAAAAAAUGUUUGACAUUGUUAUAAGCAGAAGUGUUUCUACAAAAAAUAACUGAUAAUUUAAUUACAGAUAAAGGAUUUUAUUACGAUUAUCAUUAUUGUUUUGUACUUUAUCAAAACGAAAUGUGGCUGCUAAAGUUAAUAAGUAUAUUGUUUUGGUUCAAGCUUAGUGAAUGUGUAGGUAGAUGGGAUGUUUUCUCCACAAAAACUAUUUACGAAUGGGCACACGAUGUUCAAACUCCAAUAUUUGCAAACGAACACAAUCACGUGGGGGUAGGCUCCACUUUGUGCAAAGCGAUUCACGUGAAUAUGGUUGUUAGACACGGAGCUCGAAACCCUACCUUGAAAAAUAUGAAAUACAUUAAGGCUCUGCACGAAAAGAUAAUGAAGACAAAAGAUCCAACAGCGUUCCCAGAACUUGAUAAUUGGAGAUAUAGAUAUGUUAUAGAAAGAGAAGGGGAGCUUGUCAGCAAAGGGAUAACUGAACAGAAUGACUUAGGAGCUAGAACGGGGGCCAGGUUCCAUCAUUUGUUUGACAAAAAUGGAAAAUAUGUUAAGUUUGUGUCUUCAAGAAAAUCUCGAGCGAAAGAUAGUGCGAGGCAUUUUCACGGCGGAUUGUCGGACUAUUUGACAAACAAAAUACCAAGUUUUGAUAACGAAGUCAACAAUGCAACAAUGAGGUUUUAUGACGGAUGUUAUAACUAUGAACAUCAAGUAGAGGACAAUGUUACUCAGUUUGAACAAUUUCAUAAGUUUUCAAAAACGCCACAGUUCAUAAACAUAGCAAAAUCAUUAAAAAGUAAAUUAAAGGUUCCAUUUUCAUUUACUGAAGAUGAUGUAUAUCAGAUUUACGAGUUAUGUUCGUAUGAAAGCUAUUUAUUUAAUGACAUGACGUGGUGUAAACUGCUAACAGAUGAUGAGAGGAUAGUGCUCGAGUAUGGACAAGAUUUAGAGAAAUAUUACGAAUCGUCCUACGGGCAUCAAAUAAACUCACAAAUGGCGUGUCCUCUUGUUAAAGAUAUGUUCGAUACAAUGGACAAAGCAAUGAAUAGCAGCUGGGAUUAUGAAAAUCUUGGAGAUAUGAACAACACUGAUUAUCUAGCAGCGAAGUUUCAGUUUGGGCACUCAGAAACGAUAGUCCCCCUUAUGACGGCACUUGGUCUGUACAAGGACAACACGCCACUUCUUGCUACCAACUUUAACACUAUGUCGGGACGAAAAUUUCGGACAAGCAACAUAGCACCGUAUUCUUCAAACCUUGCAUUUGUUAUUUACGCAUGUGACAAUGUGAAUUCGCUAGAAACGAACACAGUUGAGAAGGGGAGUAAAAAUUUUGUUGUGAAGUUGUUUGUCAAUGAAAAAGAAGUGACGAUACCAGCAUGUGACGGUUGGCUAUGUUAUUAUGAUAAAGUUAAAACGAAAUACCAGGAUUACAUCAACAAGUGUAACAUAAAAGAAAUUUGUGGAAGUAAACCGGACGAUGAGGACUCGCCUGGCAAUAAAGCCAACCUCAUAAUGGUUUGCAGCAUGACUGGACAGCUAGUCAUGCUACUGAUUGUGUUGUUACUCAUUUAAAUAUAUCAGGCUUACAUAUAUUAGUCAAACACUUAGCUGUAUUUCAAUUGUAUAAGUCUACAAAAAAGGAGCUUCGACGAAUACUAUAAUUAUGGGUAUUUACUUAAAGGCAAGCCGGAUAUCCAUUGAGCAUUUGGUAAAGCACACAUAUACAUAGGUUCUGUGCUGUACGCCCAAUUCUUUUUGAAUAUAUCCAUUUAAUAUUUCUUAAGUAAUCGAUCAGUUUGUCUCACACUUAUUCGGAAAUUAUCAUUGACUUGUAGAAAACAUCUAAGUAUUUAUUUAAAUAAAAUUAAAAGCUCUACUCUAAGAAUUCUUUUUUGUAACAUAGAUUUAUUCUACUGAUAUGUAUUCCCAUAAUAGCAGUACAUGCUUCAUUUUGCAUUUAACCUUGUUUGUAAAAUAAAAUUUCUACAUUAAUUUAUGGAUUUUUAUUCAUGUCCUGGCCAGUGAAAGGACGAAGUCGCAUACAUGUAGGACUGCCAGAUAUUUUGACUGAUUAACAAAGAAACCGAGUGUUCGUAACUAAAAAGACAUUCGCUAUAUCACUUUUUUCAAGUUUUUGUAUUUUUUUUCCAAAAUCUUCAAAAUGUACGAACAUGGGAAUAUUGAAUGCAAUUUGUUUUCUUCAAUUUUUGUACUUUUUUACUUCUUCUUGUCUGGGCAGAUCAUGGUUUUCCAUUAUUUUUUUUUAAAUAUCUAAGAAAUAUUUACGAGUUUAUAUAUAUAAACUGUUUAGAAUGAAAUGAUUACAUUUCAAAAUCCAAAAGGUAAACGUUUAUUUUUGGCACAAAUGUUGUAUCUAGAUAAUUGAAGAUAUAGCAGUGCCUAAUAUCUAUGGACCAUUCUGGUUUUUCGUAG